GAGAUUUUCUAUUGCAAGAACCUGCUUUGCACCAGAGGUUUUUUCCGCCGCAAAGCGCUAAACAUAUGACUCGCUCAGUGUGGUUUCCUGUGAACAUAUGUCAUCCUGUUGUCUGUCUCACAGGCUCUACCCCACUCUUUAACCUCAGUUUGCAGUCUACUCUUUCUGUCUUUGCUGAACCUCUCAAUCGAUUCAGUCUGAUUGAUCGUGAUGAGUUUGGAGAGCUUGAACAUGGCUGGAGGUGUCCUGGGAACGGCCUUCUCUCUCCUGCUUCUUGCCUCUAUUACACAAGGGCUCCAGCAGGAUGUUGACAUUUUACAUUAUGAAAAGAUGGAGGCAGUAGUGGGGGAGAAUGUUACCUUACCCUGUAUUAUCCAAAGUAGUCCUUCUCUCACGAUCAUAAGUGUUGAAUGGAGGAAGAACAAGAGCGGAAACACCAAGCUGGCUGUGUACUCCCCAAAUCUUGGACUCAGGAUGUUCUGGCCUAAUGUCACCAUGCAGAAUGUGACCAACGGCUCCUAUCUACACCUUCAUGACGUAGAAACAUGGGACAGUGGUUUCUAUAUUUGUGAAAUUGCGACUUUUCCUCUGGGGGCCAUCAGGAGCGAAACAGAGCUAAAGAUCAAAGAUGAAGUUAAAUUAUUGUGUGAUGCGGAAAGCAUUGUCGAAGUUCCUCCUGGAGAAAAUGUGACAAUUUCAUGCACAGCGUUUCCUGCUGAUCAUUACAAGUGGACCAAGAACAACACACUGGUUUCAGAGAAUGAAUCUCUGGAGCUCUGGUUGGUGACUGAAGCUCACUCAGGGAUUUAUACACUGACUGUCACCACAGGAAACAAAAGUGUGCAUAAAAAGUUCUCCAUCACCGUGCUAACAGCAACCACAAGCCUGAGGACGGAUCUCAUGACAGCUACACCACAGUCCAAUGUGACCGAGGAGGGUUUGAUCACAUCAGCAGACAGCAGCCUCCCCACAUCACCGACCACUGGGAGGCCAAAUAUUGAUGGCAAUGUGACUUGGACCAUGAAUAUGAGCACUGAUAUAACAGAUGAUCCCAACUCUAGAAAUGUCACAGAUGGAGCGCAUAUGACCCAUUUAACAGAUUAUACACAUAUCAGUGUCACGUCAUCCCCUGUCACACACACUGACAGCUAUCACUUGAACAGCUCCACUGAUCAGGAGAUUAACAGCACUCACAAUCCAAACACAUCCACUUUUUCUGACCAAUCAGUGCCCAGCAAUCCAACCACAACUUUAAGUAAUGGUAAUAAGGUGUUCAGAUCAACACAGGAGACAAAGAAUGAGUCCAUGGGAGGCAAUCCUGUUGCCACGCCAACUCCGAACACUGGAAAUACAACGGUAGUCAUUGAGGAUGGAGAUUUUGGAGGUUUACGGAGUGAUGUGUUGUUGGCGCUAAUCAUCGUUCCAAUCCUACUACUGAUCGUUUUGGCUGGCUUUCUCUACAGGAGGGAAAGGAUGGAUCUCCCGCCUCCGUUCAAACCGCCUCCUCCUCCGAUCAAGUAUACAGCUGCAAGUGUCCCCUUGCCCACUUCAAGGUGUAACUCUGUGAUAGAACCUAAAGAUAUGAAACAAAUGUUCAUGGAUAUUUAAUUCCUACUAUAUAGCGUGAUGAAUGUGUAUAAUUUGCAUUCUGUAAUUGCUGGGAUAUAGUGAAAACUCUGUCACAUGCAAAAAAUUAAAAUGUAGGUGUAAUGUAAGUUUAGGUCAGUAAUAUCAAACUGACGUUACAACACCUUUGCAGGCAAUUGUACAAACAAGGACUGUGUUUUUAUGUAGGCUGUGUUAUUUGUUAUUGUAUAUAAAUUAAUUAAAUAAUCUAAUAUUGUCAAAGAAA
This is a messenger RNA of Gymnodraco acuticeps, 1852 nucleotides long. Its product is annotated as nectin-3. The record is from RefSeq and is a predicted model, not a curated record. Gene Ontology annotation, biological process: cell-matrix adhesion; inflammatory response. Lineage: Eukaryota; Metazoa; Chordata; Actinopteri; Perciformes; Bathydraconidae.